Molecule: messenger RNA, 3293 nt
Organism: Saccostrea cuccullata (small rock oyster)
Lineage: Eukaryota; Metazoa; Mollusca; Bivalvia; Ostreida; Ostreidae
Product: DNA excision repair protein ERCC-5 homolog
Exons: 15
Coding region: 152-3142 (996 amino acids)
Biological process (GO): nucleotide-excision repair
Cellular component (GO): nucleus
Molecular function (GO): DNA endonuclease activity; single-stranded DNA binding
Source: RefSeq, a predicted model, not a curated record
AAGUAGAUUAAGGUUGCAUUGAGACGUGAAGUACAUUGUACAUAAUGUUGAUGAUUUUUCCUAGAUUUUCCUCUUUGUAUUAAUGACUGAGGGUAUAACGUUAGACUUUUGCAUCUGGCAAGUAGUGGUUUGUAGUGACUUGAGAUAAAAGAUGGGUGUGCACGGAUUGUGGCAGCUACUGCAACCGACUGGAAGACCUGUGUCCCUGCAGUCUUUAGAAGGAAAGGUUUUAGCAGUUGAUGUGAGUAUAUGGCUGCAUCAGGCAGUGAAGGGGAUGAGAGACAGAAGUGGGAACCCCCUACCCAAUGCCCACCUACACGUUCUCUUUACCAGGGUCUGUAAACUCCUCUACUACAAGAUCAAACCAGUGUUUGUGUUUGAUGGAAGUGUUCCCGAGCUUAAAAAGCAGACAAUAGCCUCUCGAAGAGAAAAGAAAAUGAUGGCUGAGGUCGAAGGUGACAAAGCAUCUAAAAAGUUACUGGACAAUCUUCUGAAAAGCCACGCCCUAAAGGAGGUGCUAAACAAAGGCCAUGCCUCCACAGUGGGCACCUCCCAGGUAUCACUGCCCUCUACAUCCGCUCAGCCCUCAACAUCAAGUCAGUCCCAGGACACAGCAGAGAAACGGGAUCUUUUUCAGUUACCACCCCCAACAGAGGAAUUUAUCAGAGCACAAGAACUUCAGCCUUGGGAGGAAGCUACUUCAAAUGCAACUGUGUUUCAGGAUGAGUUUCAGAACUUAGAUGAUGUAGAUAUAGACUCACCUGAGUUUAAAAGUUUACCCUCUGAGAUCCAGCAUGAGAUUCUGAGUGAACUCAAAGAAAGGAGAAAAAGGCUCACUCGAUACACCAAUCUUGUUUUACCAGAGAAUUCAAAUGACUUUUCAAGUUUCCAAAUGACAAAAAUUCUGAAACAGAGUCACUUGUCAGAUAAGAUUGAGGAGGUGAGAAAAGAAAUGAACAGCCAGGUAUCCGGAGCAAUAACUCGUGAUCUCGGCGAGCACACCGUGGGAACCGAGAUACAGACUCGCCGGAUUCUGUCCGACGACAACUCACAUUUCAUUCUCAUCAAAGGGUUAACUAAUAAACGUAAGAUGGAGGAACUGAACAGAAUUCAGGAGGAAACAGAGGAAAUGGAGGAAGAAUCUAUAGCUGGAGUGGGAGGAAAGGAGGAAAGAUCUGAAAAUCAUAGGGAUGAUCUGGUAGAAAGUGAUACUGAUAUAUGUGAAUGUGAAAUGGGCAGUGAAAAUUUACGAGAAGGAGGGGGAAAUAUUCAGGGUCGAGUGCACAAAAACAAUGAAAAAGGGAUUAAAGAUGAGGGGUCUUCAGUGGAAAACCUUGAUGAAUCUGUGAAAAAAGAAAGAGUGAUAGACAUUAGUGAUUCAGAUGAGGAAAACAGUGAAUCAGACAAAAUCAAUUUGAGAAGACAAAAUGAAGUUGAUUUGAGCAAGAAGGAAAUAUUUCAGUCUCAAGUAAAGUCUCAGGAAAAAACCAAUGCAGAAUUAAAAAACAACACUUCUACCUCAAAGACCUUGAAUGUGGAUAGCAGAGCUGGUGUCAAAUCAGGGGAACCUUGUUUGGUUGAGAACACUGAGGUAAAGAGCCUGAGGAACCAGAUAGCAGUAGAUAAAGAGAGUGAGGAAGACAAGCCUAAUGAGGAUGAACCCAGUGAUUCAGAAGAUGAGGGAUUUAUUGAAGUAUCCAUUGAUCCUCAAAAUGUGGGUCCAGAUGAGCUGUUUCCUGCUGAUAUAUUCACCACUACCUCCAUACCAGAAAAAGACCUCACCCCUGUCCCUGAGUUUGAACCCCUGAAAGAACAAGUCCGUGAGAGUGAACCAGAGCAUAUCGAGGUCGAGCCAGAAACCAUAGCAUCCAGUCCAGAGGCAACCAGAGAUCUCGUAAAACAGUUCACACAAUUAGUAGAGAAUGAUGUAGACAGGGUGUCUGAGGAACUAGAACUCGAGUCACGCUCGCUACAGCAGGAGAGAGGUCGACAAGAGAGACUGGCUACCUCUCUCUCCGAUCAGAUGUUUCUGGAGGCUCAGGACCUCUUGAGAUUGUUUGGGGUUCCAUAUGUACUGAGUCCAACAGAAGCUGAGGCUCAGUGUGCGUGGCUGGACUCAAUCGAUCUCACUCAUGGCACCAUCACGGACGACAGUGACAUCUGGCUGUUUGGCGGGAGGCGUGUUUAUAAAAACUUUUUUAACCAGGAUCGGACGGUGGAGUUUUAUCAGAAGGACAGCAUACAAAGUCAGCUAGGUCUGAGUCGUGAGAUCCUGAUAAACUUGGCCUUGUUGUGUGGGAGUGACUACACAGACGGAAUCCCCGGGGUAGGGCCUGUGACUGCCAUGGAGAUCCUGAGUGAGUUCUCUGCCACAGAUAUCUCCUCCCUACAGGCCUUCAAGUCAUGGUGGGAGGAAAGCCAGAAAAAGAAAAGGAAUCCAAAUGUGAGCAAAGUACGAUCAAAAUUACGGCGUCUGGAAGUCAGUGAGGGUUUUCCAGAUCACAGAAUAGUGGAUGCUUACAUGAAACCCACAGUGGAUGAUUCAGAAGAGGCAUUCUCCUGGGUCCUUCCUGACCUUGACCUUCUGAGAGAAUAUGCAAAAGAAAAGCUGGGAUGGACAAAAAUAAAGACAGAUGAAGUUUUACUUCCAGUUCUUCAAAAACUCAAGGACUCACAGACACAGACGAGAAUAAAUUCUUUCUUCCAACCAGAAAACUUCAUGGAACCAAAAAAGCUGAAAAGUGUCAGGUUAAAAAGGGCCCUGAAGAAGUUCCAUGACUCUCCAGAAAAACCAACAGAAACUAAACAAGUCGUUGACUCUGAAGCUGAAAGAAAGGAAGAUGAAAACGCAAAAACAAAACGAAUGAAAAUAACCAAUAAUCAAAAUGCUAAAAAUUCAAAAGGAGUGACUAAAAGCCAAAUAAAACCUGUGAGGGGGAAAAGUUCAAAAUUUGUCCGAGGGAGGGGGAGGGGGAAAGGGAAAGGUCCUGCCAAGAAAUCUGGGGUUAUAAAUAGACCUGUAUACAAAGAAGAGGUCAACCUGUCAGAGAGCAGUUCAGAUGACCAGCGCGAUGAUAGGGAAGAUGACGAUGAUGAUGAUGAACUUCUAGCAAAUCUAGACUAUGAAAGUUGGCAAAAAUGAUUUGAAAGGUGGGGAAAAUGAUGUGAAAUUGACAACAGUUCAAAUGAAAUGCUAUCUGAAUGCAGAGUCAUUAUGUUUGUAAAAUUAUGAUGUGUAUGGUUGUAUGAUAUUUGUCUUCCAUGUCAAACAUUUUAUUAUAUGUAGUAUUUAU